This is a messenger RNA of Xenopus laevis (African clawed frog), 1161 nucleotides long. Its product is annotated as taste receptor type 2 member 9. Bases 268 to 1161 code for a protein of 297 amino acids. NCBI's taxonomy places the organism in Eukaryota, Metazoa, Chordata, Amphibia, Anura, Pipidae. The transcript has a single exon. The record is from RefSeq and is a predicted model, not a curated record.
UAGGACAAAAGAACCUCAUUGUGUGUGAAUAUGACUUUGUCCCUGAAGGGUUACACACAAAUAUCAGAUUAUAAAAAAACAAAACUAUAUAUGUCCAAUGUUUUUGAGAUACUAAUUUGCAAGGGAAUAAGAUACUAGGCAUAUUUGCAUUUUUAUUCACCCUGUUGUCUCUAAUCUGUGUUGAAUCAUUUCCUUGUGUCUUCCUGCAACGCUCGGGUGCACAUAAUAUUGUACUUCUAUAAAAUCAGAGAAACUUGCUUCUAGAAAAUGCCGACAAGACUACAAAUAUAUUGGGCAGCCGUCCUUAUAAUAGCAUGGCCAUGUGGAUUCAUCUUAAACUCAUCCAUUGUAGCCGUGUAUCUGAGCUACAGAAAGAAAGAGUGCGACAGAAUCCUUCUCACCAUGGCCUGCUGCAAUGUUCUCCUGCUGAGCCUGGUAGCAUUUGAUAUGACAUUUGUUACCUAUAGGCUAUACAUCCUGUUUGACAAAGAAUUCUUUUUGGCCAUUACUAUUAUACUCUUCUUCUCCAUUAACUUCUCAUUUUGGCUGACUGCCUGCCUGUCCGUCUACUAUUGCUUGAGACUGGUCAACUUCUCAUGCCAAAUCUUGAUUCAUUUACAAAGAAGAAUCUCGUUUGUGGUUACCCUGUUCCUACUGGUUUCAGUUCUGAUUUCAUGGGUAAUUAAUCUUCCAGUUAUUUGGAUCGUUCAAAUAACCAAAACAAAUGCUACAAGUACUUAUCAGGAUUAUAUAUUUAAUUAUAAUCAACUCUACAUGUUUUUUAAGAUUGUUUUUGGAAGUGCUUUGCCUUUCGUUGUAACGUCUCUCUGCAUCGGGAUCUGUCUGAUAUCUCUUCUGAGGCAUGUUCAGAGGAUGAGACAGCACAUUUCUGAAUUCUGGAGCCCACAGUUGAAAAGUCAUGUGAAAGCAUUCAGAACAAUGUUGUUUCUUUUAAUUCUGAACCUGAUUUUCUUUACAGUAUUUGGUAGUCUCAAUCUAGCUGACCUUGAUCUGGGAGAUGCAUUGCAAACUGUGCUCUGGUCGGGUACCAUGUUCAUUCCGUCAGGACAAGCCUUAAUUCUGAUCCUUGGAAAAUCUAAAUUAGCAAGCGCUUGGUCAAAAACGAUGUCAAUGUUUGGAUCAUGUGCAAGAAAUGUGUAA